AUGACCAAUCCUCAAGAUAUUGCAAACACGUUUAAGAGUGCCUUGAACAUUUCAGGAUCACCAAAUGCAGUUUCAACCUCACCCACUCAAUCAUAUUUGAGCCAAUAUGUGCCAUCGAAACCAACCAAGGUGUUGAAACCAUUCUCCACUGGUGACAUCAAGAUACUAUUGUUGGAAAAUGUCAAUCAAACCGCUAUUAACAUCUUCAAAGGACAAGGUUACCAAGUUGAAUUCUACAAGUCAUCUUUACCAGAAGAAGAAUUGUUGGAAAAAAUCAAGGAUGUCCACGCCAUUGGUAUCAGAUCCAAAACCAAGUUGACUGAAAAAAUUUUGAAACAGGCAAAGAAUUUGGUUGUUAUUGGAUGUUUCUGUAUUGGUACAAACCAAGUUGAUUUAGACUUUGCUGCCAAGUCAGGUGUUGCUGUCUUCAAUUCGCCAUUUUCCAACUCAAGAUCGGUUGCGGAAUUGGUUAUUGCUGAGAUCAUUACCUUGGCAAGACAGUUGGGAGACAGAUCAAUUGAAAUGCAUACCGGAACAUGGAACAAAGUUAGUGCCAAAUGUUGGGAAAUCAGAGGUAAGACUUUGGGUAUUGUGGGUUACGGUCACAUUGGAGCCCAAUUGUCGGUCUUGGCUGAAGCUAUGGGUAUGAAUGUCAUCUACUACGAUGUCUUGACAAUCAUGUCAUUGGGUAAUUCGAAACAAGUUGGUACGUUGGAUGAAUUGUUACAAAAAGCCGAUUUUGUCACUUUGCAUGUCCCAGCUACCCAAGACACCAAGAAUUUAUUAAGUGCACCACAAUUUGCUGCCAUGAAGGAUGGUGCAUAUGUGAUAAAUGCUUCGAGAGGAACCGUUGUUGAUAUUCCAGCAUUGGUUCAAGCUAUGAAAGCUGGUAAGAUUGCUGGUGCAGCAUUGGAUGUAUACCCUCACGAGCCAGCCAAGAAUGGUGAAGGUUUAUUUAGCGAUGACUUGAACGCUUUUGCUAGCGAAUUGACCUCAUUGAGAAAUGUGAUCUUGACUCCACACAUUGGUGGAUCAACUGAAGAAGCACAAUCCGCCAUUGGUGUGGAAGUUGCAAAUGCCUUGACCAAAUACAUCAACGAAGGUACAUCUCAAAGUGCUGUUAACUUCCCAGAGGUGUCAUUGAGACCUUUGGAUUUGGACCAACAAAACGUGGUCAGAGUGUUGUAUAUCCAUCACAAUGUGCCAGGUGUGUUGAAGACAGUCAACAAUAUUUUGUCCAACCACAAUAUCGAGAAGCAAUUCAGUGAUUCGCAAGGCGACAUUGCGUACUUGAUGGCAGAUAUCUCUGACGUUGAUAUUAGUGAUAUCAAGGCAUUAUAUGAGCAACUAGAACAAACCCCAUACAAGAUUGCAACCCGUUUAUUGUAUUAA
Molecule: messenger RNA, 1392 nt
Organism: Lodderomyces margitis
Lineage: Eukaryota; Fungi; Ascomycota; Pichiomycetes; Serinales; Debaryomycetaceae
Gene: SER33
Product: phosphoglycerate dehydrogenase
Exons: 1
Coding region: 1-1392 (463 amino acids)
Molecular function (GO): oxidoreductase activity, acting on the CH-OH group of donors, NAD or NADP as acceptor; NAD binding
Source: RefSeq, a predicted model, not a curated record